AUGGCACGCAAGAAGAACCCCAGAGCAUGGUUAGUAGCGGUGGCCGUAUCGACUGCCGUGGCUGUUUCAUAUUCCAUCUACAACAACUACCUAAAACCAUCAGAAAAAACCUCGGAAAUCAGUCGCAAGAAAUAUACCAAUAAGUCGGUAGCGUUGACGCUUUCGCACUCGGUACUCAACUCGCAACUUCCACUAAAUGAUAUUCUCAUGAACUCUGAAAACGUGACGUUUAUUCUUCCUCCAAAUUUAUCAUUGGAUGACUUAGCAUGUAAUAUUAGCGACGAAAACGAUGGGCUGGCUACCAAGUUACCUCGUACGCUCAUCCAGAACUAUAAGCUUCUCAACUGCAAGAACAUUCAGGGCUACUUUAACCUUCUCAAGAACUUGAAACCAGAUACGCUUCUCGUAUGUUCGGAUGAUUUGGGCAUUACCUCGGCUGUACCUCGGGACAUCAACCGGUUUGUCAAGGAGAUUAUCAACAUUGACCAGAAUAAGGAAGAUAUCUACUCGAAGAUAUAUCCGUACUUUGUGAAGUAG
Meyerozyma guilliermondii ATCC 6260 is the source of this 537-nucleotide messenger RNA. It is a transcript of the gene PEX22, whose product is annotated as Pex22p. NCBI's taxonomy places the organism in Eukaryota, Fungi, Ascomycota, Pichiomycetes, Serinales, Debaryomycetaceae. Bases 1 to 537 code for a protein of 178 amino acids. The record is from RefSeq and is a predicted model, not a curated record. The transcript has a single exon.